Messenger RNA from Eubalaena glacialis (North Atlantic right whale), 1128 nucleotides. RefSeq names its product myostatin (gene MSTN). Gene Ontology annotation, molecular function: cytokine activity; growth factor activity. Gene Ontology annotation, cellular component: extracellular region. The record is from RefSeq and is a predicted model, not a curated record. Gene Ontology annotation, biological process: SMAD protein signal transduction. The transcript is spliced from 3 exons. Bases 1 to 1128 code for a protein of 375 amino acids. Lineage: Eukaryota; Metazoa; Chordata; Mammalia; Artiodactyla; Balaenidae.
AUGCAAAAACUGCAAAUCUAUGUUUAUAUUUACCUAUUUAUGCUGAUUGUUGCUGGUCCAGUGGAUCUGAAUGAGAACAGCGAGCAAAAGGAAAAUGUGGAAAAAGAGGGGCUGUGUAAUGCAUGUAUGUGGAGACAAAACACUAAAUCCUCAAGACUAGAAGCCAUAAAAAUCCAAAUCCUCAGUAAACUUCGCCUGGAAACAGCUCCUAACAUCAGCAAAGAUGCUAUAAGACAACUUUUGCCCAAAGCUCCUCCACUCCGGGAACUGAUUGAUCAGUACGAUGUCCAGAGAGAUGACAGCAGUGACGGCUCCUUGGAAGAUGAUGAUUACCACGCUACGACGGAAACGGUCAUUACCAUGCCCACAGAGUCUGAUCUUCUAAUGCAAGUGGAAGGAAAACCCAAAUGUUGCUUCUUUAAAUUUAGCUCUAAAAUACAAUACAAUAAAGUAGUAAAGGCCCAACUGUGGAUAUAUCUGAGGCCAGUCAAGACUCCUACAACAGUGUUUGUGCAAAUCCUGAGACUCAUCAAACCCAUGAAAGACGGUACAAGGUAUACUGGAAUCCGAUCUCUGAAACUUGACAUGAACCCAGGCACUGGUAUUUGGCAGAGCAUUGAUGUGAAGACAGUGUUGCAAAAUUGGCUCAAACAACCUGAAUCCAACUUAGGCAUUGAAAUCAAAGCUUUAGAUGAGAAUGGUCAUGAUCUUGCUGUAACCUUCCCAGGACCAGGAGAAGAUGGGCUGAAUCCCUUUUUAGAAGUCAAGGUAACAGACACACCAAAAAGAUCCAGGAGAGAUUUUGGACUCGACUGUGAUGAGCACUCCACAGAAUCUCGAUGCUGUCGUUACCCUCUAACUGUGGAUUUUGAAGCUUUUGGAUGGGAUUGGAUUAUUGCACCUAAAAGAUAUAAGGCCAAUUACUGCUCUGGAGAGUGUGAAUUUGUAUUUUUACAAAAAUAUCCUCAUACCCAUCUUGUGCACCAAGCAAACCCCAGAGGUUCAGCAGGCCCCUGUUGUACUCCCACAAAGAUGUCUCCAAUUAAUAUGCUAUAUUUUAAUGGCAAAGAACAAAUAAUAUAUGGGAAAAUUCCAGCCAUGGUAGUAGAUCGCUGUGGGUGCUCAUGA